Molecule: messenger RNA, 2217 nt
Organism: Xenopus laevis (African clawed frog)
Lineage: Eukaryota; Metazoa; Chordata; Amphibia; Anura; Pipidae
Product: sialic acid-binding Ig-like lectin 14
Exons: 8
Coding region: 138-1721 (527 amino acids)
Source: RefSeq, a predicted model, not a curated record
GAACUUGGUGACACAAUGAUCCAGUUUGCCCACAAGUUGUGAUGCUCAGGAAAUCGGCCUCGUCUCAGUGUUACUGACUCACAACUUGUGCUCAGAAAAUAAUCAUCAGAGUUGAUGUCAAGUCACAAAAACCAGUAAUGAAUCUACUCCUCACGCUCUUCCUACUGUGGACCUGCCAAGGAGGAAUUUAUAGCAAAGAGAAGAAGCCAUACUGUACUAUCCAGACUGGGUCAGUGCGAGGGAGGGAGGGAGACAGUGUCACUAUCCCGUGUUGGUUCAGUUACCCCGGGUAUCAAGGGAACAGACCCAACAAUCUGAGAGUCUAUUGGAGAGAAGCAAAGGAAUCCCCUUGUGGAAACAACAUUAUCAUUUAUAAUCACACAGAGAACUGGGUCCAUGGAUCCUACACAGGGAGAAUCAGCCUGGAGGGAAACCCCAAGGAACAGAAUGUGGUGUCUCUCCGGAUCCAGAAGAUCAGCCGCACGGACGGUCCAAUGUUCUGUUGCCGCCUGGAACCAGAAGACAAUGGAUUAAAACCAUGGCAAAAUAUCCAAGGGACAUUCAUACAAUUUCCAGGUGAAUUCUCAGUACAACAGGUGGAUACAGUUCCUGCCAUUGAGGGAGAAACCACCAUUAUCCCCUGUCUUGUUCAUUCUGCACCCGGGGAAAUACGGGAAGUAACAUGGCGGUGGGGGGACAGUCCUAUGUGUUCUGAUAACCCUAAUACUAUGAAAUGGACAUCAGAUGAAAGGUCAGAGAAGCACACAGAGUUCUCACUGGUGGAUUUCCCUAGAGACGUCUCAUUACGGAUUAAAGGAGUUGCCCCGUCCCAUAGGAAACAUUACUGCUGUGAGGUGAAAGUGAGAGAUAAAACUGCACAAAGUGUUCAAGGCACAGAGCUGGGAGUUGCAGCCUCUUCGCCCAGUGAUACCUUCUCUAUUACCCAGAGUCCAGAACUCACAGUCCAGUCUGGAGACUCAGCCUCCAUCAACUGCACCUUCUCUUCUCCUCACAACAGAGACCCCUUGUGGGUGGGAGUUUACUGGCGAGUGGGGAACCGGACGGGACCAUUUGCCUAUCACCCCUCCCAGGAGAUGGUCCAUCCCAUGUACAAGGGGAGGACAGAGCUGAGGGGGGAGGCAGAUCUCUAUAUAAGGAACGUGCAGGAGGCUGAUAAUAACACCUCGUAUUAUUGUUUUGUCAUGCUCAGAUUUUGUGAGGACAUUAACAAGUUCAGUACAAAGACCAUUCAUGGGACAGGGAGCAGCCUGCAUGUGACAGCUCUUUCUGAGACAGGAUGGUUUAUUCCAUUGGUUCUAACGCUCAUUGCUCUCCUUCUAUUGGUUGGGACCUUGGCCUUCCUGAGGAUCAAAGGUAAAAUAUGUUUCUCUACAAACAAAGGACAAGAAACAAGUAUUUCAAGGUCCCCUGAUGCUUCUCCAAUAAGUCCAACAAAUCCCCCCAGUGGCCGGGGUACCCUGAGUCCAGAGCCAGACAGAAAUCCCCAGACUGACCCAGAGGAGUCGUCAGGAAUUCUUUAUUCUCAUAUUAACCACAAGGGUCACAGUAGCCAAUACAAAAAGGAGAAUUCAACCGCUGAGAGUGAGGGCGGGGCAUCAGUAUUAUAUGCGGUGGUUGGAAGCGCAGACCAUGGGGCUGUAGAUGCCUCUGUGCAAAAGAGAAAUAUUUCAGCCUCGUCUCCCCCUCAUCACAACCAAUGAGCAUCACCUCUCAGUGCAGAAUUUCAUCUUCCAUUUUCCACUUCACAGAAAGUUGUGUUUCAUGGAAAUUAAUUCCAGCUCGCGGCACAGAAAUAAGUGCGAGGACUGGGCCAAAUAGCUGAUCCCACUGGUUAAGACAAAGUUGGUGUGAGACUUACAUUAUAAUGAUGUGACGUCGGAUAAUGGACUUUAACCGGGAAAUCAAAGUAAUAAAAUAUAUAUUCCAAUGAUGCCUUUUAGCUAAUGAAUGUCCUAAACUGUAUGUAUUGCUUUCUGUGCCCUUCUGAAGAUAUUUACAGUUAAAUCCUGGCACCUUGGUUCAAAUUUCUUUCCAACCAGGAAUCUGAUUUGGAUUUUGUGUUGUCAGAGAGAUCAGCUUAUUUGGUAGAAUCCGCUCCCAAACAUUUUCAAUUCGUGGGUCCUGGUGCGCGUACCCUGACUGGCCACCUUCCAAACCUCAUCUACUGUAUUAAGUCCAGCACCUCAAAUCUUUUCU